AUGUCCGGACGUGCCGAAUCUGCACUUCCUACCCGAACGAGGGUGCGAUCCAGCGACUUUUGCGCUGAUGAAUGUGCGUUCCUACAGCCUGCUGUCGAGGAGCCACGGGGGAGUAUUGGCGAUGGAACGAGCGUCGCAAUGUGCUCGUCCUUCGUCUUGACCACGACCUUCCGUUGCCAAGAUGACGAUGAGAACGUUGCAGGUGGAGGAAGAAAGGGUUCUGUGUCAGCCUUGACUCAGAUUCCGAGCAGGAUUACUGUAUCAAAUCCUUACCUGUUAAAGUUCGAUCGACGGCUCGGCCUGUUCCGCUUGAUGGUUGCCUCCGAACGAGAACGGCUUUCUCGCAUCGGUGAAUGUCCGAUCGGACGGACACAGUACACUGGCGACUUCGUCCCGAACACGGUUCCUCCGACUUGUCAACGACUACAAGCUGCCGGCAGGGAGGGUAACGACGUUUGCAAAGCCGAAAAGCCGACAGGGAUCAGCCAAGGCAGACCAGAUCGACGCUGGCGCCCGAUCGAGCAGAUCCCCCUCCCUCCUCAUUGGACGGGUAUGCUCUUGACAUGA
Molecule: messenger RNA, 567 nt
Organism: Pseudozyma hubeiensis SY62
Lineage: Eukaryota; Fungi; Basidiomycota; Ustilaginomycetes; Ustilaginales; Ustilaginaceae
Exons: 2
Coding region: 1-567 (188 amino acids)
Source: RefSeq, a predicted model, not a curated record